Molecule: messenger RNA, 1857 nt
Organism: Beauveria bassiana ARSEF 2860
Lineage: Eukaryota; Fungi; Ascomycota; Sordariomycetes; Hypocreales; Cordycipitaceae
Product: MYND finger protein
Exons: 1
Coding region: 1-1857 (618 amino acids)
Biological process (GO): ubiquitin-dependent protein catabolic process; establishment or maintenance of cell polarity
Cellular component (GO): MUB1-RAD6-UBR2 ubiquitin ligase complex
Source: RefSeq, a predicted model, not a curated record
AUGAGAGAAGUCAAUUUCAGUAUACCAAACGUCAACAAAGCAUCGGUGGGCAUUACAACUGCGUUGUAUGACCGCCGAGCGCUGGAUUGCACUUCGACUCUACCCCUGAUCAACUCUCUCAACCAUCUCGCAUACCUCACAACAUCCUCCGCGCGUAUUCGAGACAUCUUGACUGUCGAUGGAGGCAUCGAAAGACUUGUCUGCAUCCUGAAACAAGGCAGGAGCAAAGACAUGAUGGGCAUGUGGAAAUGGAACCUAGCAUUUCAAUGUGUCGUCAACAUUGGUGUGCGCGGAACGGAAAAUGUGCGCACGCGUGUGGUUGAGGCCGACAUGGUUCCUGUCAUCGCAACCAUUCUCGACAACUACAUCAAAGUAAUUGAUCGAUGUCGUGAAAAAGCAGACGAAGCGAAACAGAAACAGAUACACGAGCACCACCAUCGACACCGCAGCCACGAUCAUCGCGUAUCUUCCAGGGCCUCCGGCCUCUUUGCGAAUAUAUCUUCACGCAACGAAACAGAGCACAGAACCUUACGACGGCAAGCGCUGCCUCCAUCGAUUGAUGUUACGGCCAGCUAUGCCGGACCAUCUACUGCUGCUCUCCGUCAAGGAACGGAGGCGUCCUCUGCAUCGUCCCCCGUAAGGUCAGGAACCUCAGAUAGACCAGCAGUUACACCAACUCGCCAUCGCCACAGCUUUCGAGCCACUGAAGGCCAGGCAUCGGUAACUCGACAAGCUGUCCAACCCCUUGCACCAGCCGUUCCUAUGAUGGAAGCUAUUGAUGGCCUCGUACGUCCCGUGAGAGAUGUCGACCGCUUGGCAUCCAUGACACUUCUGGGGCAGUCGGAACUUGUCUCCCAGCCAACUUCCCCCACAACACCGCUUCCGCUCCCUCAACUACGCUCUCCGACCGUGAUGCCAACGGCAAACAUCGAUGAGACGACUCCACAGCGCCGCAGGCCAUCGAUUCGCCAUCAAACCUCCACCGCCGAAGUCGACGAUAUCAACAACGACAGCAUGCCAUCCGAUGAAUCGCCCGAUGCAGAAAUGACUGGAACUGCAGACAUGCGAUCAGCUGUCGGGAUACAAGAUAUCACAAUGGAUGAUGGCGAAGGGAUGCUGGCCACAGAGUCGCUCGAAUUGACUGCCGCAACUGUCUCUGAGACGCAAGACACUGGUGCCUUCAAUAUCACUCACCGCUCGCCAAUCGAUGGAAGCAUUGGAAGCGAUGUGACACCCGCUCCUGUACCCCCCAUUGGUCUGUCCCCAAACCGUCCUUCUUUGGUCUCGCCUCCUCAGCCAAAUGCACCAACAUCAUCAGUGCCAAGAUAUCUUCUGGAUCGUCAUUUCGUGCCGAAUCCACAAAUGCUGGCCGUCAUGCCGAGGGAAGAAGAUGUCCUCAUGUCAUUGCAGCUUCUUGCCUACGUUUCGAAAUAUUGUGGACUCCGUUCGUAUUUCCAAAACAGCCACCUGGUCCCUAGGCUCGCCAUCAGCAAAGAUCUUGCAGCCCUCGAUGGCGAAGGCGACGGCGAAGAGAUUGACGAUUCUGUGGCUGUCGAUGAAGAAUAUCUGCUGCCAAAUGACUUUAAUCUUUUCCCACUCGUCGAAAAGUUCACCGUCAGAUAUCAUAGUACUGACAUGCAGUAUUGGGCUGGCGUGGUCAUGCGUAACCUGUGUCGCAAAGACGACACUCGCGGUGGUAUUCGACAGUGCGCAUACUAUCAAUGUGGAACCUGGGAAGAAUUUCCACGGCAAUUUGCGAAAUGCCGCCGAUGCCGCCGGACGAAAUACUGCAGUAAGGAAUGUCAAAAGAGCGCCUGGGCUUUUCACCGCCACUGGUGUGUCGCAGCUUCCCAAUAA